Molecule: messenger RNA, 3571 nt
Organism: Tachyglossus aculeatus (Australian echidna)
Lineage: Eukaryota; Metazoa; Chordata; Mammalia; Monotremata; Tachyglossidae
Gene: SHISA9
Product: shisa family member 9
Exons: 5
Coding region: 39-1373 (444 amino acids)
Biological process (GO): regulation of AMPA receptor activity; regulation of short-term neuronal synaptic plasticity
Cellular component (GO): postsynaptic density; postsynaptic membrane; AMPA glutamate receptor complex
Source: RefSeq, a predicted model, not a curated record
GCUCCUGCAGGGCGGCGGAGCCCCGGGGGGGAGACGCGAUGCGCCGCAUCAUCCGCCUGCUCCUCGGCUGUUGCCUGACCGAGCUGUGUGCCCGCGUCGGCAGAGCCCAGGAGCGCGGGGGGCAUCCUCCUCCUCCUCCUCCUCCUCCUCCUCCUCCUGCUGCUGGUCCUUCUGCUCCUUCUGCUCCUCCUCCUCCUCCUCCUCUGCCCGCUCCCCCGCACCCCCCGGCCCAGGCGGGGAUGCUGUCCGGGGGGAACCGGUCCGGGCCGGGGGAGCCCUCGGACGCCCCUCCCACGCCGGCCCCCGCCCCGGAUUCCUGCCGGGGCUACUUCGAUGUCAUGGGCCAGUGGGACCCACCCUUCAACUGCAGCUCCGGGGACUUCGUCUUCUGCUGCGGCACGUGCGGCUUCAGGUUCUGCUGCAAGUUCAAAAAGACGCGCCUGGACCAGAGCACCUGCACCAACUACGACACCCCUCUCUGGCUCAACACCGGCAAGCCCCCGGCCCGCAAGGACGACCCCCUGCACGACCCCACCAAGGACAAGACCAACCUCAUCGUCUACAUCAUCUGCGGCGUGGUGGCCGUCAUGGUCCUGGUGGGCAUCUUCACCAAGCUGGGGCUGGAGAAGGCCCACCGGCCCCAGAGGGAACACAUGUCCAGGGCUCUCGCUGACGUCAUGAGACCACAAGGCCACUGCACAACGGAUCACAUGGAAAGAGACCUAAACAUUGUAGUUCAUGUACAACAUUAUGAAAACAUGGAUACAAGAGCGCCAGUCAAUAACUUACACGCGUCGCAGAUGAAUAAUGUGGUGCCGACCUCGCCUCUCCUCCCCCAGAUGUCCCAUCCACAUUCCUACCCCAACCUGGGCCAAAUCUCAAAUCCCUACGAACAGCAGCCCCCGGGCAAGGAGCUCAACAAGUACGCCUCCCUCAAGGCAGUCGGAAGUUGUGAUGGUGACUGGCCAGUGGCGACACUUAAGUCACCCAAAGCCGACAAGGUGAACGACGACUUCUACUCCAAACGUCGGCACCUGGCCGAGCUGGCCACCAAGGGCAGCCUGCCGCUGCACCCGGUGCACGUGGAGGAGGAGCCUCGGCCCUACAGCCCCGAGCACGGCCCUGGCAAGCAGAACGGGCACAAGUCCCGCACCUCCAAAAUGCACAUGCACCCCCUGGCCUACACCUCCAACUCCAACUUCAAGGGCUGGGACGCCAACGAGCCCUCCCUGCGGCGGCAGGCCUUCGCCAACAAGGGCAAGCACGGGGCCGCUGAGCCGGCCUCCAGCGAACCGCUGGCCACCCGGAGCCAGCACUACCUGCCCCCACAGCCAUACUUCAUCACUAACAGCAAAACAGAGGUGACUGUCUGAGCUUUAAUUCUGGAACGUCCUGAUGACCACACACAACUAAGAGAGGCAAAAAACAACCACACACAAACACACAUACACACACAGCUAAAACCAUUAACCAACCGAUCGGUGAUGUGGAGAGGAUCUUGGCCUCGGGGACUCCCUAGUACACAGGCAAUGGGCAGCCUGGGACAGGAGAAAAGACAAUCAGCAAUACACCGAAUGGAGAAUUAGCAACUCUGUCACACUUUCCACUGGAGACCGCAGAAUAAUGAGCCCAAACCAUGUGACUAUCUUUUUUUUUACUUGAAAUUAAAAUCCAUGAUGAGUAGCACAAUUCCAGAGAAACUUUCCAUUUGCAGAAACUUUAAACUAUGAGAAAUUUAUUCCUGAUGCGGGAGUGAGAGAGAGGGAGGGAGAGAAAGAGAGAGAGAGAGAGAGAGAAAGAGAGAGAGAGAGAAAGAGAGAGAGAGAGAGAGAGAGAGAGAGAGAGAGAGAGAGAGAGAGAGAGAGAAUGAGCACAUAGGAGAAUAAGGUCUCCUGGAACCCUACCAUAACCCAUUGCUUUGGUCAGGAACUUUUGAUUCCAUUCUAAGAGAACAACUGGUUCUCAGACGCCUGCCUGGGAAAGCCAAGGAAGGCACUCUCACCACUCAGCCUGCCAUUUGCCGAACUCUCAUAUCAUCCCUGUUGGAAGCAAAAAAACAACACACAUGAAGAAAAAAAAAACACCUUGCGCCCACCACCUUCUAACAAAAUGAGGCAAAGACUAUUCCAAGUAAAGAUGACUGAGACUGUCACAGUUGCAGAGUGCAGGGUGAACUUUCUGGCCAGGAGAGGGUUUAGAGGCGUGCAAAAGAACCUCUUUUUAUAUAAAAAAAAAGAAAAGCAUAAAAGGACAAAUAAUAACCAGCUGCAGAACAAAAAUAUUUUUCCCAGUCUCCAGACGGAGAGAUGUUUGUUUGAAACACAGCAGCAGAGCAAGGCGAGGGGAAAACCCAUCCUUAGCCCUCCCCGAAGCAGCCGUUUGCCUCGCAGAGCAGGAAGGUAACAAAUCUUACUUAACUGUCUGUUCCCAACUCUCCUUCACCCUGAGUGUGUCGCCUGACUUCAACUGCUUUGGACUGAAAAUGACUAAGCCUGGGUGGUGCCUUCAAUGUAUUACUAUUGUUCGAUGACAGUCUUGUUUUCUGAGUGAAAAUCUGUGUUACUUUAGGCUUAUUUCCUCAUGAUUUACUAAAGUAUUAGGAGUUGUUUCCAUACCUCCUUUAGUUGCCGAGCACUCUUGUUUCUCCUUUUGUUGUGGUAGCACAGCCGGGGGUUCACAGUCAGGAAAACUCCCCCCACCCACAAACACCUCUCCUCCCCCUGCCCCCUACACACAUUCCCACCCUAAAGUUUCCCUUUCCACACACACCUCUCCUCCCCCUGCCCUCCACACACAUUCCCACCCUAGAGUUUCCCUUUCCAUAAACAUUGCUUUUUUCAGCCAAAAUGACCUAAAGUUGAGUUGCCUUUGGGAACAGUCUUCUAGAUUGGAUGCUUCUUUGUUAUUGGGUUCCAGGGCAUGUGAGACUUUGGCCCAUUGGGGUUUGAUUGUUGUCCCAGCCUGACCCUGAGAGAAGCAGGGGGGGAGGGAAGAUGGGAGUUCCCGCCCAAACUGUGGCUGACUCUGUUAGUCCUCUGUUGUCCAUGUCUUGCUCCUAAUGCAGGAGGAGAGAGCUAAGAUGGUAGACCUGUCUGCAGCCAGGUGGGGUUCACUGUAUAGCAGCCAGAAACAUCCAGACCUGAGCAGGGUGGCUUCUGGGGGGGGUCCCAGCAUUUAGGCAUCAUGAGGGAGCAAGUUCCUGGCCCCAGGGCUAGUCCUCACCCUCUCCCAUGCCCCAAAGUCCUAAUCUGCACAUCAUUCCCUUCCUUUCCACCCAAGGAGUCAUCAGCACUUAUGUCAUAUAGCUCCCAUCCCAUCAGACCCUGCCUGGAAUCUCUCCCUGAUGAGUUUCCCUCCAACACCAGUCCUACUAGUCUUUGGCGGCGGAUGUGUGCAGUGUAGUGAACGGUACUCAGUAAUGGGGUGGAAGGAGGUGGAAUUGCAGGCCAGAAAGAAACGCUUAUUUCAAAAUGGUGAGUCACCUGGAGGGUUGCCAAAACAUCCUCAGUGAAAGAAACAGGUAGAAAUGGCCAGAAUCAAUGGACCCAGUGCAUGUAUGAAAGAGGUCAGG